Molecule: messenger RNA, 399 nt
Organism: Aphanomyces astaci
Lineage: Eukaryota; Oomycota; Saprolegniomycetes; Saprolegniales; Verrucalvaceae
Exons: 2
Coding region: 1-399 (132 amino acids)
Source: RefSeq, a predicted model, not a curated record
AUGAAAGCCAGUGUUGUCAUUACUCUCGUGACUAGUGCAAUUGCCGCCAGACAAUCGUACGAAUCGCUCAGCAAGGCCGACGUAACCGCCCUCGAGCAUGAACUGGACAAGUGGAAGGCGUUGUAUGGCCCCGUUGCACAAGCCAACAGAUUCCUCCCCCCAGUCACUGUGGACUCCGCACGAAUCAACGGCCAUUACGUCGAAGAACUUCAGCGCUUCCACAACACUGUCCAAGACGUCCAAGAAGCAGCCUUGGCCAACCCCGACGCUCAGUUCAGUCCGUUCAACCAGUUCGCCCUCUUGACCAACGACGAGUUCAAGAGUGUCUUGAUGACAUCGUUUAAUCCGCAAAACUUCACCAACGCCGCGCCCUUGCCCCGCGGACUGGUCGACAUCUAA